This is a messenger RNA of Uloborus diversus, 789 nucleotides long. Its product is annotated as low-density lipoprotein receptor-related protein 2-like. The record is from RefSeq and is a predicted model, not a curated record. The transcript is spliced from 3 exons. Bases 283 to 789 code for a protein of 168 amino acids. Lineage: Eukaryota; Metazoa; Arthropoda; Arachnida; Araneae; Uloboridae.
AUCUUAAAUAAAACUUUUGUUACAGGUCAUAACAUCCUUCACUUGGACAUCCACUAUGCUGAAAAUGACAUAUACUGGGUGGAAUUCAAUCAAGGUGAAAAGAAUGGCAUUUAUCGCAUCAAACCUGAUGGAACUGACCUUCAGCACAUCAUCUCGGAUGGCAUUGGAAGCAAUGGCGUCAGAGGAUUGGCAGUUGAUUGGGUUGCUGGUAACUUGUAUUUCACUAAUGUCUUCCCUCAUGAGACCUAUAUUGAAGUGGCAUGGCUUGAUGGUUCAAAAAGAAUGGUGCUUCUUAAAACCACCACAGAUUCACCCAGAGAGAUAGCUGUAAAUCCAAUAAAGAAAUUCUUGUACUGGAUUGAUUAUGGCCAGUAUCCAAAGAUUGAAAAGGCAUACUUGGAUGGAACGAAUCGCAUUCCCAUUGUGGUCACUGGAAUCAGCAGUCCCAGAGACCUUGCAAUUGACAUUGAAACUCAUGACGUGUAUUGGGUGGAUUCAAAGGAAGAUGCUAUACAAAUGAUGCCCUGGAUGCCCCCUCCUCUCCGACCGUGGACGCCCUUCCGAAACCCCACACAUGGCGCCGGUCUUCUCCCUCCUCAUCGGCAAUCCCCCAGACGGCACACCACGGACGGCGGCCCUCUUCCUCAUCCUCCUCCACCUCCUCCUUGGAGCCACAGGAGGACAUCAACAUGGAUGCCGUCGACCUGGACUUCGCCGCCCGGACGACGCACGCCCCUCGGAUGCCAUCGGCCCGCCUGCCGCGAGUUGCGGCGGGUGAUGGGGAUGUGA